This is a messenger RNA of Striga asiatica, 777 nucleotides long. The record is from the annotation of a GenBank genome assembly. NCBI's taxonomy places the organism in Eukaryota, Viridiplantae, Streptophyta, Magnoliopsida, Lamiales, Orobanchaceae.
UCGCCGGAAAAAACGAGAUCUUUACAGGCUAAUUUAGAAAGGGUCAUGGAGAUGGAGGACAGGGAGAGCACGGAUUCGGGUUCGCUUAGCGGCAAUCCGGAAUCCGAGUCGCCGCCGUUGAGCGGCGUCGGGGACUACGCCGACCACGGCGCCGUUGCUUCCGGCGGCGGAGGCGGCUCUGUUCAUGGACUGAUAAACGUGAACAUAAGCGUGGAGCACGCAGCCGCGGCGGCCGCUACGGCUGCAGGCCCUCCGGCGGCGGAGGCUGGUGGUGGGGUUUUCGGCGUCAGCGGAGGGGGCUUAGUGAGUAGUGGCUCCGGCGGCGGCGGCGGCGGCGGCGGCAGCGAUUUGUCGUCGGGGAAGAAGAAGAGGGGGAGGCCAAGAAAGUACGACGCGGAGGGGAACUUGAACCCGGCGUACAUAAAGUCGUCUCCUUUGGCGGCGCCGCCACAGACUGGGUUCACCCUGUCAACGCCGCCGUCGUACGAGAACUCCGGCGGCCCAAAAAGGGGACGCGGCAAGCAUCAUUCUGGGCCGACAAGCUGGCCGGCUAAUGCUAUGGCUUCUUUGGGUGAAGUGCUUGCAAACACAGCAGGAGGGGAUUUCACACCCCAUGUAGUAAUUGUACAUGCUGGAGAGGAUGUUGCUAGGAAGAUACUCACAUUUGCACAGAAGGAUCAUAGAGGAAUUUGUGUUCUAUCUGCUAAUGGAUCUGUCUCGAACGUUACUCUUCGUCAACCUGGCUCGUCCGGAGGUUUAUUGACUUACGAGGCAUGA